Molecule: messenger RNA, 798 nt
Organism: Lathyrus sativus (Indian pea)
Lineage: Eukaryota; Viridiplantae; Streptophyta; Magnoliopsida; Fabales; Fabaceae
Source: the annotation of a GenBank genome assembly
AUGGACGAUUACACGAGAGAGAUGAUGGACCUCAAAACCCUCGUCACUCGCACUCUUGAAAAGAAAGGCGUUCUCGCUAGGAUCCGAGCUGAAUUGAGAGCUAGUGUCUUUGAAGCUAUUGAAGAAGAAGAUCGUGUCAUCGAAAAGGAUCAAGCUUUGCCUCCUGCAUUGUUAGGUAGCUGUAACGAUCGUGCUAAACAGCUUCACGCUUCUCCUUCUGGUAGACUUCUUACUGCACUGGUAUGUGAAUACCUUGACUGGGCACAGCUCACUCACUCACUAAAAGUUUAUCUUCCAGAAUGUAAUUUGGAGAAAGAUUUUUGGAAGUCUGAGUUGAAAGAAUUUAGUAGCAAAAAUGGAUAUGAUCUUAAUAGAAAUGGAGACAGCCCUGUGCUCUUGGAUGUGCUUGAAGGAUUCUUGAAAUUUGAGAACUUAUCUCAAGCAAGGGCUAGUGGUAGGAGGUUCACUACUUCAGAAUCUGAGCCUUUGCCAAACUCAGAAUCACGGAACACACGAAGGCAUUCUUCUUCAUCAGUGGCUGGUGGUUUACCUCCACUAGGAAGGGCUGUUCCCUCAUCUCAAGCAUCUGAUAGAAGAGGAGGAUCCUCCGGGUCUGCAUACAGGAAGGAUGAGUACAAUUGGCGAUAUGACAAUGAAGAACUUCCCGAAGAUGUAAUUCAAGCAUCAAAUGCUUUGGAAAAUCUUCAAUUGGACAGAAAAGCUAGGAAUCUAACAUCAUCUUGGCGACACGCUGCUGAUGAAACCAGCGAGGACGAUGGCAGGUCUGACCAUGCUUAG